This is a messenger RNA of Achroia grisella, 3270 nucleotides long. RefSeq lists its product as uncharacterized. The record is from RefSeq and is a predicted model, not a curated record. The transcript is spliced from 3 exons. The coding region runs from base 1 to 3270 and encodes 1089 amino acids. Lineage: Eukaryota; Metazoa; Arthropoda; Insecta; Lepidoptera; Pyralidae.
AUGGCUGAUAUUAAACCACAUAUUACUUUGUUGUUGGACAAUUCAAAUAAAAUAGUGAAAUUACUUACAAAUACGAAGAAAUGUGCUCGAGCUAAAAUUACAAGAGGAUAUUUGGAGGCGCGUGUGGAGAUGCUAUGUGAGUACUGGUCGUCUUACAAAAAACAAUAUGACUAUAUUACAACUACGUAUGCUGAAUCAGAGUUUAGAGCACAUAAUUUUGAACCACAAGACAAUUAUGAUUCUAGCGAAGAGGCUUAUUUAGAUCUCAAAACAUGGAUAAAAGAUUGGUUGUAUGAACAUGAGACAAACAGUACUAAAAUUUAUGAUAAUAACACCACCAACUCUUCACACUCGAGACCUAAACUUGCACCCAUACCACUACCUGCAUUCUCAGGAGAUUAUAAUGACUGGAUUAGCUUCAGAGAUUUAUAUAUUUCAUUGAUUCACAACGAUAACAGCUUGUCAAAAAUUGAAAAAUUUCACUAUCUUAAAUGUAGUUUGACUGGCGAUGCAGCGAUUUUAAUAAAGAAUUUUACACUUACCGAAGCGAAUUAUCUAGAUGCUUGGAAGAAACUGGAAGAGAGGUAUGAUAACAAAAGAGUUAUUGUUAACAAUAUAUUGAAUCGUUUGCUCAGUCAGAAAAAGUUAACUAUAGAAUCAGCAAAAGGCCUCAAAGAAUUAUUAGAUACUACUAGCCAAUGUCUUGACUCACUAAAGAAUCUCAAUAUACUGGUUUCUAAUUGGGAUGCAAUCUUAGUUUAUAUUAUUGUCGGGAAGUUAGACACCGAAUCACACAAACUUUGGGAGCAGUCUCUUGGUAACUCUACUGAGAUUCCUACUUAUGUCAAUUUAGCUUCAUUCUUGGAGAACAGAUUCAGAACACUAGAGAUGAUUAGCUCCACACAAGUAAAAGAUAUCUCUAAGAAUCCAUAUGCAUCGCAAAAAGUUACAUCUGUCAAAUCUUAUGCUACUGAAGUAAAUAGUACUUGCACAUAUUGCUCACAGAACCACUACAUAUGUCAUUGUAAAAAUUUUGCUACGCUUACUACAGCUGAACGUCAAAAGUUUGUAAAAACAAAUAACAUCUGCUUCAACUGUCUAGUUAAGGGUCAUUCUGUGAACCAGUGUCGGCAAAGCACAACUUGUAAGAAAUGUAGACGACGUCAUCACACUUUGCUGCACAUGUAUACAAACCUUAACGAGUCAGACACCACAACUGAGAACAAUGAGUCUACAGAGAAUCCUUCCACGUCUUGUCACACAAUUAGCACGAAGACUGAAACAAAUGAUAAACAAAUCCUUUUAGCUACAGCUCGAAUUAAAGUAAUCGCUAAAAAUGGUUCUACUCACAUUCUCAGGGCACUCAUAGACCAGGGCUCUCAGGCUUCAUUUAUGACAGAGGCAGCUACACAAUUGUUAAAUCUUGAUCGCACACCUGUAAAUGGUAAAAUCACUGGAAUAUCCAACUCACAUGCAGUUACUAAGUCCAUGGUAACUCUCACAAUUCACAGUACAAAAUCAUCACACUCACAAUUUGAAGUCAAUGCCUAUGUACUUCGAAAACUGACUUCUUUGCAACCGUCUCGAGAAUUCCCACAAGAUACUUGGCCUUCUUCAAUGCAGCUAGAUCUGGCCGAUCCUGACUUCCACAAGCCAAGUUCUAUAGAUGUUAUAUUAGGUGCUGAUGUGCACGCUCACAUAAUUCUCGAUGGAAUACACAAACACAAGUCUCUCGUUGCUCUUAAUUCUUGCCUUGGCUGGUUGUUGUCUGGCAGCGUGUCACAUACUGAUGCACCAAUACACAAUAGUAUUGUCACUCACACAAAUUUGGAGGUGGAUCAGUUACCUAGGCAGUUUUGGGAGAUCGAAGAUGUACCUCACAAAAAACACAUGUCAACUUUAAAAAUAAAAUGCGAAAAUAGUACACGCAAUGAUGAUGGUCGAUGCAUCGUUAACUUACCUUUUAAAGAGUAUCCUCCCACAAGUCUUGGUGAUUUGAAAAUCUUGGCUGUCAAUAUCUUAAGACAAAUGAAGAAGCGAUUUUUAUACAAACCUGAAUUUAAAUGUCACUACAGUAAUUUUAUAGAUGAAUACUUAUCACACAAAUACAUGAAGAUGAUUCCUGAAAAAGAACUUAACACUAAUAAUAAAAAACAUAUAUACUACUUACCUCACCAUGCUGUCCUCAGGCCGACGAGCUUGAGUACGAAGUUGUAUGUAGUCCUCGAUAGUGCUGCAUCUGUGAACAGAAAAUCAUUAAAUAAUGAAUUAUUGAUUAAUCCAACUGUAUUAGACAUUCGAUACUUUAUAAGGAGAUGGAAAUUACAUAAAUUCUGUUUACUCGCAGAUAUACUGAAAAUGUAUGUACAAAUACCUGUAGCUAAGAAAGACAGGCUACUUACUAUUACUUUUGAUCCGUUUUGUACAUCUUUAUUGCACCAACUGACAGACGAUGAAUGCAGUGAAUUUCUCAAGGAAUCUGAAAUACUGAAAGAAGACUUUUGUAUGGAUAAAUUGUUAACUCGUAUACCAAGAAAGGAAAAUGCCAUAUUUCUUCAAAAUCGGUUAACUGAAUUAUUAAGUCAAGGUAGCUUACCUUUAUACAAAUGGUCGUCUAAUAGUAAAUUGUUACUGUAUCAAAUUUUGAACCAAAUAAAAUAUUAUUCUAUUAUAUUCACUAUUAAGAAACUUUGGCUAGCUGACUUGGACUGGGAUGUGGAGCCACUAUCAGAAUUAAAAACUCAAUGGUUCACUUACCUUAGUAAUUUAUUACACAUAAAAUGCAUUCCCUUUCCAAGAUGGUUCAGUAUUACAAAUACCACUACUAGGAUAGAUUCACAUUGUUUUGGUGAUGCAUUUUGCGAUGUUUUCGCUGGUGUUAUGUACAGCCUUAUAACUGUUAAUAAAUUACUUGAUCAUUGUGUAUUCGCACGAAUUAAUUCUACUAUAGUUUUCAACUGGUUAAGUAAAACUUCAAGUACUAGGAUAACAUUUGUUGCUUAUCAAACUGCACAAAUUUCAAUUCUCACUAAUUGUAACCAUACUCAUACUUUUAACAAUCCUAGUAAUGUAGAGUCACGUGGUUUAAGUCCAAAUGAUUUGAGACAGUCAGAACUGUGGUGGAAUGGGCCUGAAUUUUUAAGUCAAACUCACAGUAUUAUCUGCUCACCUCGAAGUCGAACUCUUACCGGCCUGAGACCAUGGAGAGGCAACGGGAUGGCUAGAAUAUUCUACCGCGACCCCAGUGGCCCGGAGAGCGACGAAGACUAG